UUCUUUUUUCCUAGAUAAUGAUUAAUAAAACCUCUCCCAAUUUCCAAUAAUAUCCAAUAUAUACGGGUGAGUCGUCAACCGUUGAAACCGCCAGACCCAAUGGAUUCUGAUUCUGAAUUCUCCCUCUCCGCGAUGGUAUACCCAGAACUCAAGACCACCCACAGACUCGACUUUGGCGUCAACUUUCAUAUCUGGAGACAAAAAAUAGGCUUCGUCCUCGUCGACAACAAGGUCAACUACGUCCUCACCGACCCAAAACCCCCGGAAAACGACGUCGCUCGCCACCAGAAGUGGAUCCACGACGACUUCAUCGCCCGACACCUCAUCAUGGGAACCCUAAACGACCACGUGUACAUGUGCUACGAGACACACGAGACUGCCAAGUCCCUCAUGGACGCUCUCACCGCCACUUACACCCAACCCUCGAUGACGAAGCGGAUGUACAAGCUCCGCAACUACGUGGGGCACAAGAUGGCCGAGGGCAAAUCCGUCCAUGAGCAUAUUAUGGAGAUGGGCUCGAUGGCUUAUGAUCUCCAAUGCGAGGGGUUGAAGAUUCCGGAGGAAGUUCAGGCUGUGAUGCUGAUGAAUAGCGUGCCGGAGAGUUGGGACGAGAUGAUGACCGUGGUGAGGUUGAACAUGGAUUUCGAUAAGUCUAAGUCGUCGGGUGAGCCAGAUUUCGGUUUGCACAAGGUGAGCAGCAGGCUCAGGGAGAUCGGGGCUUUGAAAAAGUUGUAUCGGAGGCAGGAGGAGGAGGAGGCCAAGCAGAGGAGGCCGCAUUUCAAUGGCCAUUGCCAUACUUGUGGAGAAUAUGGGCAUCACCGUAAUCACUGCACCAUUGCCAUGAAAUAGGAUGACUGACAGCAUAAGUGUGGGCGUGGAGUUUGAUCAGCUGGGAAUUGAUAAUGACAUCUUACCUGUUCAUUGCUUGAUGCAGUUUGAGAUUACUUUUAUUCUCGUUUAGGCUUUCUAAUUAGUACUUGGUGUUGGAAUUUGAACAUAAAUUGCUACCAGUAAAUUGACAUUUGCUAGUUAUGCUAUUAAGGAAUGGAAAAGUUCGCAUAAUGUCUAAGAUAUGUCUGUUGAAUUGUUGGGAUAUCUCGCUUAAUUAAAGAAA
This is a messenger RNA of Rosa rugosa (rugosa rose), 1114 nucleotides long. RefSeq lists its product as uncharacterized. The transcript is spliced from 2 exons. The coding region runs from base 100 to 849 and encodes 249 amino acids. Lineage: Eukaryota; Viridiplantae; Streptophyta; Magnoliopsida; Rosales; Rosaceae. The record is from RefSeq and is a predicted model, not a curated record. Gene Ontology annotation, molecular function: nucleic acid binding; zinc ion binding.